This is a messenger RNA of Canariomyces notabilis, 4550 nucleotides long. RefSeq lists its product as uncharacterized. The transcript has 4 exons. The coding region runs from base 385 to 4233 and encodes 1282 amino acids. NCBI's taxonomy places the organism in Eukaryota, Fungi, Ascomycota, Sordariomycetes, Sordariales, Chaetomiaceae. The record is from RefSeq and is a predicted model, not a curated record.
AAAUUGAUGGAGGACGCGUUGCCGCGUCCAAACUAAUAACGUUAGAGUCAGGAACGCGACUUGCCCCACCAUGCUAGCUCAGGAACAGCUCCAGACCCACUUCACGAUAAGAUAAGCCCAACCGCUCCCUCCAGGACUGUGAACUCCAGCGGCCAAAUCCCGUAUGAUGUCCAUAGACUGCAUACCCGUGGCCCCACAGCGGAAGCUGAAUCUCUGGAUGAGAAUCGCAGGCGCGCAGCCCUGCAAGGUUGCGAACAAACGAACAAGCCUAAGCACGGGUGUAUAACAAGCUUCGACUGUGACCCGACUGCCGUCAUUGAAAUCGAACCCGCCAAAGGAAAUCCGGACCGAUAGAGUAUUAGGGGUACCACCUUGACCGGCACAAUGGACGAAUAUCCCGCGGGCAGUUUGGAACACGCAAUUCCUUUUCUACUCACUCUGGGGACACGUACGGGCACACCAUAUGACCCGCAGCUGAGUCCUGCACUUAAGGAACAGGCGGUUCUCAUCCGGUCAGAGCUUCCAUCCCUCGACUCAGACCCAGCGAGCGCGCUGCUGCGCUACCUGCAGGAUCGCGAUGCCUCACAAUUGCCAUGCAAUGGACGGGACAUGUCCAGAAAAUACCGCUUCAAGAUCCAAACGGCCGAAAGGUCGCUUCUACUGCCUCCGCGCCGUGCCCGUCUCCCAGACGGCUUCGAAGCUCCUUCGCCGUCGCCGUCCACAGUGCUCCACUCACCAUACUCCCCCUUGAGUCCCGUCUCCCCGCUGUAUCCCGACGGUCUGAUCGACACACAAUGGAUCCGCAAACAUCGCGACUUUGUUCCCAGCGUCUUGCUCUGCUUCUACGCGCUUUCCUCCGACCCUACCCUCGCCACGCUCUGCGAUAACCAAAUCAAGACGGAUGUGAACAAUAUCAGGGCCCUCUUGAGUCAGUCCGGCUACAAGACGCGGCUGGCAGUGGUGCUCUUGAGCGACCACACGAGCCACUCCGUCGACAGUGUCCAGGAAAGACUCGAGACCAUACGAAAAGGAUGCGGCUUAGAUCCAAAGGUGCUGUUCCUGGUGCCGCCAAGUGACUCUCAGGACGAGCUCGAGCGCGUGGCCGAGAACAUGCUCACAACACUCUACAGCAUAGCUCUUGAGUACUACCGGGACCUUGGGCGACACGCCCGGAAAAAGAGAAGUAGGGGAAUUGCCCCUCAGCCGACAGUGCCACCGACGUCUGGCACCUCGCAGACCCUCUCGCUGGCAGGGUGGAACGUGCGCUAUGAUUUCAAGUCUGCCAUUUUCGCAGAAUAUCGACUCGAGAUGGACGUUGCCCUGCGCUCGUACGAGCAGGCCUACGAGAACUUGCUGAGCUCAGAGCUGAUGGAACUUAUUCCGAGCUGGAGCCCGCGGUGGAACGAGGCCAGGUUCCUCGCCGACGUUAUCGCGGUGCGCUGUCUGCGAUGCUUGCUCUGGAACGGGCAGUACAGCGCCGCUGUUCGGCGGUGGCAGUCUCACCGUGAGAGGAUAGCUGACUUUGUCGACCGCCGCGGGAGGGGUACCAACAACUAUGGCUGGGAAGCUUGGGAGGCUCGCUGGGCCGACGUCAUGGCCGACCUCAUUGAAAAAGCCGAUAUCCCUGAACUCGGGCCGUCAGCUCCGAGGUUAUGCCUCCCACCCGAGAAGAGCGUGAUGGGAGAGCGUCUGCGACCUUGGGAGCUGCUCCACCACACGGGCUACUGGUACCUCUUGGCGGCACAGCACUUGCGCUCUCGGAGGGCCCUAGCUCACUCUAUUCCCGAAGAUGACAGGAGGUCACCCAGCGCCUCGCCGGCUUCUCACGUUGCCAAAUCUGCCUUUUCGUACGACACCUACAUGUGUCCAAACCCCUUCGAAGAAUACCCCCUAAAUCACACUGGAGUAGACCACGGCCGGAUGAUCGUUGAUCGCUUGCUGCGGGCACGCGCCGACUUCUUGAAGCGCGGCCAAGUCCGGCUUGCUGCUGAGGUAUCAUUGGAAUGCGCCAGAGAGCUCGCCGUCGCCAAAGAUUGGAAAAAUAUUGUAGAACUUUUGCGCCCUCAUUGGAAAGACCUGCCGUUUAGAAAGGAGGGCUGGGUAGAAAUAGUCGAGGAGCUGAACUGUAUUCUCAGGGCGGCGGCUGCAGCUAUUGGGAAUGCUGAGUUGGUGAUAGCCAUUGAUUGGGAGUUGCUAUCAAGAAGCUUCACAGAGCGUCCCGACUGGCAUUAUAACAUCUUGAGAUCUUUGGAAGGCAUCAACACCAAAUCCAGGCCCACUGUCUCCAUUGGAGACGGUCAGAUCCUCUCCUUCAUCUCUGCAUCCUUCCUCUUCAACCAUGAAGAGGGCAAGGCCGGCCAGAGCGUCCGCGGCCAGCUGUGCAUCAGAUCAGAUGCUCACAGGAGGUCCACGCCAGUCGCUCUUAGCAGAAUUCGCGUGCACUUCAGGGGCAGUGUUGACGCUAUCAUUCUGAGGCACCAAGGAACUGAGCAUGCACAACGUCAGAUAUCCGGCAACGCGGCACUAUUUGCUGUAUCACUGACAACCCAAGCGGGUGACGACGGGAUAUCCGAGUCCACCGAGUCAGACGAUGCUGCCAACAAAGUUACACUCAGUGGCUUCGCAGACUUGACAUUACGACCUGGCCAAACCCUAGUGCUACAUAUGGAGAUUCCCCUGCGCGAACCCGGCGAGACACGGGCAGAAUCCGUGGUCAUGUAUCUCGAGAAUGAGGCCUUCAACUUGGAACAGUCCUUGAUGUUCCGGGAGAGAAGCAGCCUGAACCUCUGGUAUAUCUCAGCCUCUUCCACCAAACAUGUUCCUCGAGCGCAUCCCCUGACUAUCCGGGUUCUGCCGAGGCCCCCUAAAAUGGAGAUAAGCUGCCCGAAGUGGGAGGAGCAGUAUUAUACAGACGAGCCCAUCAGUCUCGGUUUUGAUAUUGAGAAUGGCGAGGACAUUGAGGCAGUCGCACGGUUGGACAUGCUGUUGUUCGGCGAGAAACCACCGACGUUCGCUGUAGACAUUCCCGGACGCGAGAUUCAGAACUCGUCUAGUGUCCGAAGCGAAGAAAGCAAGCUAUCGGGGGCGCCGCUGGGCGCUAUCGAAAGCUCCAAAUCACUCACCAUCACCCUCCGCCUCCCUCCAAUUGAGCUGUCGAGCCGAUAUGACCUGACACUCAAAGUCACUUAUUUCCUCUCUACUAACCCCGGCACGCCUAUUUCACAAACGGCCAACUUUCAGCUCAACGUUGUUAACCCGUUCGAGGCCAACUACGAGCUCCUACCUCGUGUUCAUCCGGACCCCUGGCCCAGUCUUUUCGACCAUGAAAGUAUUAGUGUACCAUCAACCGCCAGUGAUGGCGCCCUUAGCGUUCCCAAAGGCAUUUCGCAAGCGUGGUGUCUGGUAACCCGAUAUGCCUCGUUCGCUUCGGAACCCCUGCGCGUGGUAGACAUCGACGUCUCCAUCCACACCUCCCCGACGUCAUCAAUCCAGUGCACCACCGUCCAAAAACACACCGACCUCCCAGUUUCGGGCCGGCUCAUCAACCCCAAGACAAUCGAAGAAGCGGCCUUUGACCUGGUCGCCCAGAAAUCGUCCGUCGACGACCGCAGCCAUGCGUCGCUGGACAUGUCGCUCAUUGUCAAAUGGACCCGCCAAAACCCAGAAGCAGGAGACUCAUCUGACGCAUCCCCCGAUGAUGCAAACUCGGCAAAAGUAAACACCACCACCCUCCCGGUACCGCGCUUCACAAUCUUCGGCACCGAGCCCCGCGUGUUGGCAAGCGUCUCCCGCCGCCAGCUGCUCUCUCCGGCCCAGCCGCUCGUCACGCUGACCGUCACGAUCGAGAACGGCUCGAACCACUUCCUCACGUUCGGCCUCGUCAUGGAGCCCAGCGAGCAGUUUGCCUUUUCGGGCCCCAAGCAGACCACGCUCAACCUCCUCCCCGUCUCGAGGCGCUCUGUUGAGUACCGCCUGCUCCCCCUUAAGUUGCCGGCGGGUGGUGGAAAGGAAAACGAGAAGAAGGAGGCCGGCAGGGAGGAGGAGGAGGAGGAGGAGGAGGAGGAGGAAGGGGGUGUGUGGAUCAGGCCUGGGUUGGUGGUUAGGGAUAAGUACUUUCAGAAGAUUCUGAGGGUGAUACCCGGCGGCGAGGGCGUCAGGGCGGACAAGGAUGGGUUCGAGAUCUGGGUACCUUUGCCGGGGUUAGGUUCUGCGUCUUCUGGGUCGUCUGGGUGAAGUGAUAAGGGGACAUAUACGGGCAUAAGGGUGACUAAGAAACCUUGGGUUUUGUACAUUUAGGGGGGGAAGGGAUGGCGUGUGGGGUGCCGGUGAGCCGGAAUUUCAGGGUACAUAGCUUUAGGUUGUCAUCUAGGGCGCUUUGCCGGGGCCUUGUAACCCAUCCUCUUGUGAACUUAAUGGCACAGUCAGGGCUUCGAUCACUGUAUUGCCUCGUCAAGGGAAGCCCUUGGUUCGUGUACAAACUAUGAUGUCGAUACUGUAGCUUUAGCCACGUGAGUAUUGUUGUACUGUUGCUACCUAGAAGAUGGGCCUUG